CCCAACAACCCCUCGCCCCCACAACCGCUAACAAUGGCCGAAAGAGGUACGCUCAACCGGCGAGGACUGGCCUGGGAAAAAGUGGAAUCAAGUGACGCGUGCAUAGAGAUAAAGCCGCAUCUUCCCACGGAUAUUUGCUCCGAAAUCUUGCAACAGCUGCACCCAUGUACUCGGACUUACUUCUAUUUCCUCUUCUCCAAUGUGUUCCGCUAUAUUAGCACGAGAGGACCAGGUCUACAUGGCCAAGCUUGCUGAGCAAGCUGAGCGAUAUGAUGAGAUGGUUUCGUUUAUGAAGGAAAUCGCCAAGCUUCGCGUUGAGUUGACGGUCGAAGAGCGAAACUUGCUUUCAGUUGCGUACAAGAACGUCAUCGGAGCUCGCCGUGCGUCAUGGAGAAUUGUUUCCUCCAUUGAGCAAAAGGAGGAGAGUAAAGGCAACGAGGGUCAGGUCAAGAAGAUCAAGGACUACCGCAUCAAGAUUGAGGGAGAGCUCAGCGACGUGUGCUCCGACAUCCUCGCUGUCCUUGACGAGCACUUGAUACCUGCGGCUGAGGCUGGUGAAUCCAAGGUCUUUUACUACAAAAUGAAGGGAGACUACCACCGUUACCUUGCUGAGUUUGCCCAAGGCGAGAAGAGGAAGGAGGCUGCGUCCCACGCCCACGAUGCCUACAAGGCCGCGACCGACAUUGCACAAACGGAAUUAGCGCCCACCCACCCCAUUCGCCUCGGACUCGCACUCAACUUCUCUGUCUUCUACUACGAGAUUUUGAACUCCCCUGACCGUGCUUGCCAUCUGGCCAAGCAAGCGUUCGACGAUGCCAUUGCCGAGUUGGACACCCUCAGCGAAGAGUCUUACAAGGACUCGACUCUGAUUAUGCAGCUGCUACGGGACAACUUGACCUUGUGGACGUCGGAUCUGCAAGAUGCCGAGGAAAACAAGGGAGAAGAGGUGAAGGCAGAAGAGCCAGAGGAAGCGAAAUAAGUGUCCAGUCGUCCACUAGUGAUUAGGCCCUCGUUCAACCUCUCCUCUCCGCCGCAAUCUCUGGCUAACGACAUGUAGCACUUGCAUGUCAGAGGAUUCCGUCGCUAAAAUUCGAUUUACUCUCUAUGGUCUAUCAGAUAUCUCUCCCCCUU
Fimicolochytrium jonesii is the source of this 1131-nucleotide messenger RNA. RefSeq names its product 14-3-3 protein. Gene Ontology annotation, biological process: signal transduction. Lineage: Eukaryota; Fungi; Chytridiomycota; Chytridiomycetes; Spizellomycetales; Powellomycetaceae. The transcript has 7 exons. The coding region runs from base 200 to 979 and encodes 259 amino acids. The record is from RefSeq and is a predicted model, not a curated record. Gene Ontology annotation, cellular component: cytoplasm.